UCUCCUCGGUGGACACAACAUGGUCUUCCUGGCCCUGAUCCUCCUUGCAGCUGCCUGCGUGUUCUCGCUGGGGGUUGUGCUGUGGGCAGUCUGCAGCCAUUUUUACACGGCAGACAUCCCUGCAGGUACCGGCCACCCUGUGAAACUGAGGCUCCUCAGUUGUCUUUUCCAGCUGUUGGUGACAUGGGGUGCAGUUUUUGAGAAAUUGAGGAUCUGUUCUUUACCCCAAUUUGUCAGUUUUGUGCACGAUCUGCAGCCACUGAAGAAGGAUCCGGAGGUCACGGUCAAAGACCUCCGCUUUGGAACAAUCCCUGUGAAAGUGUACCAGCCCAAGGCGCCCUCCUGCACCCCAAGGCCUGGUGUUGUCUUCUAUCAUGGCGGUGGAGUUGUCCUGGGGAGCUUGAAGACCCACCAUCGGGUGUGCCUGCGUUUGUCCAAGGACAGUGGCUCGGUGGUUGUGGCAGUUGGGUACCGCAAGUCACCCAAGUAUAAGUUUCCGGUGAUGGUCAGAGACUGCAUUGUGGCCACCGUCCACUUCCUGCAGUCCCUGGAUGCCUAUGGGGUAGACCCCGCUCGGGUUGUGGUCUGCGGUGACAGUGUGGGAGGGGGCGUGGCCACCAUCAUUUGUCAAACCUUUGCCAGCUGUAGGAGUCUCCCCCGUAUCCGCGCUCAAAUUAUGAUCUACGCGGCUCUCCAAGGCCUGGAUUUCCAGUCUCCUUCCUAUCAGCAGAACAAGAAUGUCCCUCUGCUCCCCUGGACAUUUGCCUUCUACUGUUUGUGCUGUUACCUGGAUAUCAACCCUUCCUGGCAAAGCACCAUGAAGAAAGGUGCCCAUUUGCCUCCAGAAGUCUGGGAGAAGUAUAAAAAGUGGUUGGACUCAGAAAACAUCCCAGAGAGGUUUAAGAAGAGAGGCUACCACCCCGUGGCCCCUGCGCCCUUGGACGAAGCUGCUUUCUUGGAGACAAACGUCCUUCUGCAUCCGGCGUGCUCACCCCUGAUCGCAGGAGAUGACGUGGUGUCUCAGCUCCCAGAGGCUUGCAUCGUGAGCUGCGAGUAUGAUCUUCUCCGGGACCACUCGCUCCUGUACAAGAAGAGGCUGGAAGACCUGGGGGUGCGGGUGACGUGGCACCACAUGGAGGAUGGUUUUCAUGGCGUGCUCAACACCCUUGACCUUGGCUGUUUGCACUUCCCAUGCUCUGCAAGAAUUCUCAACGUGAUAACCCACUUCAUCAAGGGACUGUGACCCUGCUUCCUUCCUGCUGGAGUGUCCCCCCACAGGGCUCUGUGGCUACCUUAGGUGAUAUUGGGUAGGGAUAAGUGAUUGUCUCCUUCCUGCUCUGGAUCAAAUAGUGCAAGGCAGAGGUAGGUUUGGGGCUCUGUGUUCACGUUCACUACUGGGAAAGUUGGAGAUGACCAUCUUUAGUGGCCAUUUGCAAGAGUGAAUCUGCAAACCAAGGAUUCUCAUGUCCUCCUUAGCUAGAGUUCAGACUGUCUAGGCCAAUCUGGACUAUGUGACAGUGGGGCCUGGUUGGCCAUACCCAGGGAAGGCCCAAGGGCACCAUCUGAAGUCUCACUGGGCUUUUCCAGUGGAGCUCUGAGUUCUGGGGGCACAAGGUUCCUUUUCUUGCUAUUGCCCAGAUUCCGGGCUCAGAGCAGCCUUUACGUUCUUGACUGCGGCUCUCUCUCUAAGUCUGAGUUGCUUUAGAAUCAGUUGCUCUAGGCCCCUCUUUGAAUGUACGGCUGAGGUGCACAGCUGACUCUGCUCAGGAGAGAGGGUACCCACCGACCUCUAAGCCCAGAGUCAAGGAUGGAAGACCCCAGGACUUCCCUAGAAAGAUCUGCCAGUUAGCUCAGGGCUAGUGCAAUAUGAUAAAGGACGGUGGCUUUGCAUCUCAAAUUGCUUUCUUGGAUCAACAGACAAUUGAGGACAAUUGUCUAGGUUAAAGUUGAAAUAUUAGCAAAAUCUGUCUAACUAUUCUCCGCUCCCGCUUCCUGUCAGUGUCUACCUCAGAAACACUUCACCCCCAUGAAGAACCUCCCUGCCCUUCUAAGCCUAAUCCACAUUUCCCUUCAUUUUUUCCCAGAGGGACCACUUGCUCCCUUGUCUUAUCCCUGAGCUAGCACAGGCUAGUAGAGGUCAAGCUGCGCUGCAAUGACAAAUGGCCCCACCGUCCCAGUGGUUGACGACAGCAAAGGUCUAUUUCCUGGGACCAGGCCAAUGGAGCAGGCUGUAUCUGAAAUAUCUCCAGGCUUGUGGCAGAGGGAAAUAUAACAUGGCAAACCACACACUGUCUCUCUCAAUGUCUCAGAAGAAGCUCGUCACUUCUGUUCACCUUUCAUGGCUGGAGAGUUCUGUUUGCCUUUCACUAAUUGGAGCAGUCACACUGUUAAGCCUCACACUGAUGGGACCGAGAAGCAUAGUCUUCUUCUGAGAGGGGCGGUGACUAUUUUUGGAUAAUUUUAUAGUUCACUACACUCUCAAUCAUAUUUCCACUUCCAUUCUGUCUUUUUAAAAAUUAAAUUGCAUCAAUGGUACCCAAAUAGAAAACCAGAAAACAUUAGCAGUAAGGCUAAAGUCACUUUGGACUACGCUCCUCUCAAAUCCAUUCCCUUUUAUCAAGAUGUAUCCACUAUUACCUUUUUUUUUAGUUUGUUUUUUGAGUGUGAUGUUCUACUCCUUUCAAGCCUGUUUCUUUGCAUUUACAUACACAGAUAUAUACCCACAGAAAACAAAGAGUAUUAUUUGGGGGAUGACUUUGCCAAGUAUUGUAUUAUUCUUCACAUGUCUGUGGACAGCAGGCUGUGCCCUGCUCUGAGCUGCUCCAUGAUGUAGGGGCUUUCAGGCUGUGCCUAAGCAGUAGCCUGCCAUG
Ictidomys tridecemlineatus (thirteen-lined ground squirrel) is the source of this 2870-nucleotide messenger RNA. RefSeq names its product arylacetamide deacetylase like 3 (gene Aadacl3). Gene Ontology annotation, cellular component: membrane. NCBI's taxonomy places the organism in Eukaryota, Metazoa, Chordata, Mammalia, Rodentia, Sciuridae. Gene Ontology annotation, molecular function: carboxylic ester hydrolase activity. The record is from RefSeq and is a predicted model, not a curated record.